AUGGCAGAACCGAUGAGCUGGGGGAAACAAACUGGAUGUGGUUUACUACAUAAUACAUGUACAGGGGGUAAUGAUGAAUUAAUGAAUCACACCAGCAUGUUCUGCAAGGAGAACGAACCGGUCUUGCAGUGCACAUCUGACCGUUUCGCUCUUGGAAUGUGUUCCUCCAAGUCACUGCCAGGUACCCUGCCUGAGGUGUACAGCUACUUUACAAAGACUGCUGGACAGAAUGAGAUGACGAAUGGCUGCCCCAUCAUCAAACCAUUAAAGGAAACUACGUGUGAGAAUGGUGAUGUUGCACUGAUGCCUGGAAGUAUUGUGAGCAAUAUGUCACGGUGUCUGAAUGUGAACAAACCGUUGGAGUUCAGCGAGGGAGUUCAGAAAAAUGGAGUGACCGUAAAGGGUAUUUGUGCAAAGGUAAAGUGUGAGAAUGGCAAGGUGAGUGUGCAAUACAAGGAAGAUACUACUGAGUGGAUUGAGUGCAGCGGUGAAAAC
Molecule: messenger RNA, 495 nt
Organism: Trypanosoma theileri
Lineage: Eukaryota; Euglenozoa; Kinetoplastea; Trypanosomatida; Trypanosomatidae
Product: surface protease GP63
Exons: 1
Biological process (GO): cell adhesion; proteolysis
Cellular component (GO): membrane
Molecular function (GO): metalloendopeptidase activity
Source: RefSeq, a predicted model, not a curated record